UACAUCGAGGCCAUCAGCAGCAAGCAGGGCGAGCUGGAGAACUACGUCUCAGACGGCUACAAGACAGCUCUGACAGAGGAGAGGAGGCGCUUCUGCUUCCUGGUGGAGAAACAGUGCGCGGUGGCCAAGAGCGCCAUCACCUACCACGCCAAGGGGAAGGAGAUGCUGACGCAGAAGCUGCCGCUGUGGCAGCAAUCGUGCGCGGAUCCCAACAAGAUCCCGGACCGCGCCAUACAGCUGAUGCAGCAGAUGGCUGCCAGCAGCAAUGGCACCAUCAUGCCCAGCCCUCUGUCCACCUCCAAAUCCAACCUCAUCAUCUCUGACCCCAUCCCCGGUGCCAAACCUCUCCCUGUCCCCCCGGAGCUGGCACCUUUUGUAGGACGCAUGUCGGCACAGGAGGCCAUGCCAGUGAUGAACGGAGUCUCGGGGCCGGAGGGCGAUGGGUACAACCACUGGUCUGAGAUGAAGCCAGCACAGCCCAAAUCUUUAUCUCCUCCCCAGCCUCAGAAGCAGCUGAGCGACUCUUACUCCAAUACGCUCCCAGUUCGCAAAAACGUGCCACCGAAAAACAGCUACGCAUCAGCCGAAAACAAGACACUGCCGCGCUCCAGCUCCAUGGCCGCAGGGCUCGAGAGGAACGGCAGGACGAGGGUGCAGGCCAUUUUCUCUCACGCUGCUGGCGACAACAGCACCCUCCUGAGCUUCAAGGAGGGAGACCUGAUCACGCUGCUGGUGCCGGAGGCCAGGGACGGCUGGCACUACGGGGAGAGCGAGAAGACAAAGAUGAGGGGCUGGUUUCCUUUCUCCUACACGCGCGUCCUCGACAGCGACGGCAGCGAGCGGGUCCACACCAG
This is a messenger RNA of Mesitornis unicolor (brown roatelo), 854 nucleotides long. RefSeq names its product BAI1-associated protein 2 (gene BAIAP2). Gene Ontology annotation, molecular function: protein binding. The annotation marks the transcript as partial. Gene Ontology annotation, biological process: positive regulation of actin filament polymerization; plasma membrane organization; actin crosslink formation. The record is from RefSeq and is a predicted model, not a curated record. The transcript has 5 exons. Lineage: Eukaryota; Metazoa; Chordata; Aves; Mesitornithiformes; Mesitornithidae. Gene Ontology annotation, cellular component: nucleoplasm; cytosol.